This is a messenger RNA of Symbiodinium sp. CCMP2456, 1506 nucleotides long. NCBI's taxonomy places the organism in Eukaryota, Dinophyceae, Suessiales, Symbiodiniaceae. The record is from the annotation of a GenBank genome assembly.
GGGUCGGCGCCUUCGACGCAUGGCUAUGAGUGCGUGGCGCCUGUCGACGAGAAGAGCCCUCCUGACGACAAGAGCAAGGAAAAAAAAGAAGCUGCACCGCCGCCGGUCGAACAGCAACCGCAUUGCAUCGAUCCGCGAGCUUGCGAGACGGCGGUCGAUACGGGGGACUUCAGCGCGGACGCCUUCUUCGCGCCGUACGACGGUUGCGGCGAGGUGGGCGUCUACAACGGCAAGUACGAAGUCCCCACGCAAAGGCCGCUCGUCGAAUGGGGCAUGCCCUUCUACGGACCCGGGCCGUGGGCGAUCGGCAGCGAGGUGAUCGGGCCCACGAACUUGGUUGUGCCGAAGUUCUACAUUUACGGCGACUACCGCGCCGGACUCGCGCAGAACGACCUCGUCAACGACGAGCAGACGGUGCUCGCCCACCGACUCAACCUCGAGCUCGACUACUGGUUCACCGCGACCGAGCGCGUCCACGGCUUCCUCGGGCCGUUCCAGAAAGACGCCCGGUUCAUGCGCGUCGUCGAUGGCGAGUACAUCGAAGAGCUCGACUUUUUCCAGGCCGAGACCGACACGCUGUUUUUCGAGGGAGACCUUGGGCAGAUGCUGGGCGGCAUCGAGGGGCGCUACGCGUCGUUCGAUAUGCCGAUAACCUUCGGUCUCGUGCCGCUGGUGUUCCAAAACGGCAUCUGGAUGCAGGACGCAAUCGUCGGCGGCGCCGUGACGCUGCCGGCGAAGAACUCGCCGCUCUUCGACUGGUCGAACUUCGACGUCACGUUCUUCGGCGGCGUCGACCGCAUUUCGUCGGGCGCCUUCGGCUUCGACGAAGACGCCGCGGCCCUCGUCGGCGCGACGACGUUCAUCGAAACGCGGGGUGGUUACUUUGAACUCGGCUAUGGCUUCGUCGAGGAUCAAGAGAACGGCGGCCGCAGCUACCACAACCUCGGCGUCAGCUACACCCGGCGUUACGCGAACCUCGUGUCGAACUCGGUCCGUGCGAUCGUCAACGCCGGCCAAGACCCGCAUAACGGGCAGCGGACCGCGGACGGCGUGCUGCUGCUGAUCGAGAACACCUUCCUCACGAAGAACCCCUACAACGUGAUGCCGUACUUCAACGUCUUCGCCGGCUUCGAUACGCCGCAACCGCUCGCGCGGGCUGGGGCGUUUGGCGGCGUCUUGUUCAACACGGGCAUCCUGUUCCAGAGCGACUGGCUCACCGGCUACCCCACGCUCGACGCCACUGGCAACAACACGUACGGCGCCGCCAUCGGUGUGGACCUGCUGUCGCCGGCGUUCGAUCAGCAGCUGAUCCUCGAAAUGGCGGCCCUGAAGACCAUGUCGAGCGCAAGCAACCGCGUCGCGUCGGGUGACCAAGUCGGCGUCGGGGCCCGCUGGCAGAAGAAGCUCUCAACCGCCACGCUCAUCCGCGCCGACGCAAUGGUCGGCAUGCUCGAUAACUCCGACGACAUCAGCGGCGUGCGGGUCGAGUACCGGUGGAAGUUCUGA